Molecule: messenger RNA, 1396 nt
Organism: Leguminivora glycinivorella
Lineage: Eukaryota; Metazoa; Arthropoda; Insecta; Lepidoptera; Tortricidae
Gene: tsr
Product: cofilin/actin-depolymerizing factor homolog
Exons: 4
Coding region: 326-772 (148 amino acids)
Biological process (GO): actin filament fragmentation; cell motility; actin filament severing
Cellular component (GO): actin cortical patch; actin cytoskeleton; cytoplasm
Molecular function (GO): actin filament binding
Source: RefSeq, a predicted model, not a curated record
UUGAUAGUAUAACUUUGAAGUUGGCAUAUGAAAUUUAGCCAUAAAAAAUCAAAAGACUGUUUAAAAUAUUUGUAAACAUUUAUAUACAUAUUUAAACUACAUUUAAAGUAAACUCUGCCUAAUUACAUAGUUACAAACUUAAUUUUAAGUAAUUGGGAAGUGUACUGACUUUACUUCAUAUUUUUGACACAUGCGCCCAUUGGCUCAUUGGCUGUCGCAAAAUAACGGGCAGCCAACUGUACGGAUCAGUGUCGUUCCGGUCGCUCGCUGUUGUCGCGGAGUCGGUGAAGUUAGUGGUGAAAUUUUUACGUGAAUAACAUCAAAAAUGGCGUCUGGCGUGACAGUAUCGGACGCGUGCAAGACCACGUACGAGGAGAUCAAGAAGGACAAGAAGCACCGAUACGUCGUGUUCUACAUCCGCGACGAGAAGCAGAUUGACGUGGAGACCAUCGGCGAGCGCAACGCCGAGUACGAGCAGUUCCUCGAGCACCUGCAGCAGGGCGGCACCGGCGAGUGCAGAUAUGGCCUGUUCGACUUUGAAUACACGCACCAAUGCCAAGGCACAUCGGAGGCGAGCAAGAAACAGAAGCUGUUCCUCAUGUCGUGGUGCCCAGACACCGCCAAGGUCAAGAAGAAGAUGUUGUACUCCAGCUCUUUCGACGCCCUGAAGAAGUCCCUAGUCGGUGUACAGAAAUACAUCCAAGCGACCGACCUCUCCGAGGCUUCCCAAGAGGCUGUGGAGGAGAAGCUCCGCGCCACGGAUCGCCAAUAAGCAUUUCACGACGACCGGGCCGCAUGGUUCUUAUACUAUAUCAUUUCAUCCUUAAGCUUUCUCGGCCGUGGUGUACAGAAUACCAACCCCGCGCUCAAUAUUGAACAUCGCUCUACGACUCUUCAAUCCAUAUGUAAACUUUAGAUGAUAUUAACCCCUUGAACGCCUGCGACGCCAACGGCGGUCAAAGUGACUUUCAGUUUUACAUCCAUUCUUUACCAGACAACAUUUCGGCGUCUACACCAUUUUUUUCGACACGGGAAGAAAAGCGUUUACAAAGUUAUCGUAGAUGUGCAAUAUUAAACGCGGGGUAUUGUAAGUAGAUACUGUAUAAGACGGAUGGGAUUAUUAUAAUAAUUUAAGUUAUAACUAAUUAUUAUAUAUAUAUAUAUUUUCCUGUAAAAGAGUAAGGUAAGCUCAAACUAAAUUAAAUUCAGUGACGCGAGCAUUUUUUUUUGUUACACGCGAACGCCGGUCGGCUUUUUGUACUAUUUAGAUUGUAAUAUAUACUAAACGAUGUGCGAUCAAGUUUUGUUUGAGUCUGCGGCUUUGCUCGGCCGGCCUUGGUCGGCGGAAGAGUAUUUUGUAACCAAUUUAUCCAGAAAUACACUCGAUAUAAGCGAA